Molecule: messenger RNA, 876 nt
Organism: Eurytemora carolleeae
Lineage: Eukaryota; Metazoa; Arthropoda; Copepoda; Calanoida; Temoridae
Product: protein transport protein SEC31
Exons: 5
Coding region: 1-876 (291 amino acids)
Source: RefSeq, a predicted model, not a curated record
AUGAAACUUAAAACAUUUUUUAUGAUUACAUAUAUGACUAGGUACCGAGGGAUGCCUCAUGGUAAUAUUAUUCCUCCUCCACAUCCCCACCGUCAACAUCAACAGCAGAUGUUUCAACAACAGCAGAAUAAUCAGAUGUUUACGCCUCAUCAACAACAGCUUAGAGAGCAGGAGAAGCAGAAGAGGAAAGAGCAAGCCUUAGCUAAACGCCAGGAGAAGAUUUCUGAAGAUCUAUUUCAAGCUCCAGUCAAGAUGACGGAAUCUGCUGUUCCUGGGAUUAAUGCUGAGAAGGUGCUCGGCAAGCAUAAGAAUGCGUUCUCUGUGAUCAAUAAAUCAUCAUGUGUUGGAGUAGACUACCAGCCUCCAACACCUGCUCCUGUCCAGCAUAUAGAUGAGGAUGAUGAAGAUAAUAAACCGCCGCGAAAAAUGCCGGCGAUGAUCAAACCGCAAAAUAAUACUCGUCUACCGCCGAAUAUGGAGAAUCCUCGCCCUGCUAGUAAACCCCGUCCCCCGCCUCCCAGCAAAGAACCCUGGAACAACAUGGCUCCGCCCAUCACACCUCAUAUGCACAGAGCCGCCGGACGCCCGGUCCCGCCGGUCCGAAAUACGCCACCUCUCAAUAAUUACAACGGGCACCCGCCGACACAAAAAGGGCGGAAUCCCAGCUUGAGUAAUCUCAAGAUAGAUCCUAAGAUGAAUACAAGUAUAGAGGAUGAACAAGUGAAGAAGAUUCUCGGUGAAGUUUUAGGUGGAGGUCUGCCCUCCGCCCCUCUAUCAGGUGAAAAUAAUAGAAUUAUUUGCCAUCCCUUCCUCUUUAAACAGUUUAAUAUAAGAAUAUCAAUCCUCCUCUCUAACAGUUUACCACGUGUUCUUUAA